Molecule: messenger RNA, 1190 nt
Organism: Cuscuta europaea
Lineage: Eukaryota; Viridiplantae; Streptophyta; Magnoliopsida; Solanales; Convolvulaceae
Source: the annotation of a GenBank genome assembly
GCUUGUUCAAUUUUGUAUAUUUAUUUACGGUUAAAUGUUUAGUAAUUUCAAAUUAUAUUUAUAUGGGAAAAACUAUCAAACAGGUCCUCCUACAAUAUCAAAAAAGUCAAUUAAGUCCUCGUACUUCAAAAACAACCGAUCACAUCCUCCAACUCGUAAAAAACAAUCAAUUGGAUCUUUUAACCGGAAAACAACCGGUCACCCAGUUAACUUACACACGUGGCAAUCUUUUCAUUUUCAUUUUUUCCAUUUUUCUUUGUCUUUUUCCCCUUCUCUUUCGCAUGGCAGUCUUCUCCCGUCAACCCCCAACUGCAACAUCCUUUUCUCUUUCUUUCUUUCUUUCUUUCUUUCUUUCUUUCUUGAAUCUUGACCCUUCUUUCAUUCUUCAUUUUCGCAAGUUCAGCGAUUCAGAGGAGGACAAGUGAUUCAAGCGACAGUUUGGGCUGCUGUCACAUAUCAUCUUUUCCGGUCAGCGCAAUCCGCUCUUGGGUCUUCUGAUUCAGUGCUUCUCAAUCCAUCUGCCCUCUCCUCUAUUGCAAAAUCUGGUCAGCGUCGGCGAAUCGGCGUGGUGGCUAUUGCGAUGUCCGCCGGAGGUUGUUGAAGUUCUUCCGCGAGUUUACCGGCAAUUUUACCGGCAAGUUUAUCUCCAUGUUAAUCCGCUGCUAGAGUUCGUCAUCCAACAGAAUGAUUGGUGUUGUGUGAGUUGGGUACUUCGGUGGGUUUGUAGAAGAAAGGAGGAAAAAAGAGUUCUUGGUUUGGUUGUUGGUUGCUUGAUAGAAGAAAGAAGUCAAGGAGAGAGAAUCAAGAAAGAAAGAAAAAAAGAAAGAAAGAAUUAAAGAAAGGAGAAAGAAUUGCAGCCUUGAGCCUUGAAGAGGUACGGGUGGAGGGAAAAGAAAGAAAGAAAGAAAGUAGAGAAAAAAACUAAGAAGGAACAAAAAAGGAAAAAGAAAAAAAAAUGCCCCAAGUCAUCUAUUACCGGUGCAAUUCAAAACCAACCGGUUAAACAUUCAAAUUGGGUGUUUGUUUUACACUUGAGAGACUUAAUUGAUUGAUUUAAUUGUACGAGGACUUAAUUGACUUUUUCAAUAUAGUAUGAGGACUUAUUUGUCUGUUUUCUCUAUUUAUAUGCGUUAGCGGUUUAACGAUGAAACACAUUAAUAGGUAAUUUUCUUUCUUAAUGAUUAACUGAU